AUGCCUAAGCUGAAUCCAGAACCAGAUUACAUCAUUAAAACAAGACCACCAAUGUGGGAUGAUUGGAGAUUGAAUAUUUUCAGAGGUGUCAAGGAGAACAGACUUAAGUUAGAAGCGAAUAAGAUUGCAAGAAGAAAAUGUUGGGAAACUGGGCAAGCUCUUGAAGAAUGUAGUAGUGAUAGAGGUAUGUUUAAGGCAUGGACUUGUAAGAAAUAGUUUGAUGAUUUCCUGACAUGCUGCUACCACGAAUAAUAAGUAGAGCUUGACAAGCUUAGAAGAGACACCAAGAAACACACAGAAUGGUGGUGGCUUAAUAUAUAUGAUGAGCAUGGUGAAGUUGGUUUACAAGCUCACUGGAAACCCGAGGAAAGCCUCAAAGACAUGUGGAUAAAAAAUAUACUUUACAACUGGAUAUUCAAACCCACUGAAUCCCAAUAAUUCGAAUAGCGCCAGGAAAGACUUGAGGAGUUAAGGAAAAAAUAGGGAGUCGACAUAGAUAUAUUCAAGGAUGAGUUCAAUUUGGACUUCCACAUUGAUGCAGAGAAAGCGCAAGAGUAUGGAAACUUUUAGCUUGAUAAAAAAAUAUACAAUGUAUGA
Molecule: messenger RNA, 597 nt
Organism: Stylonychia lemnae
Lineage: Eukaryota; Ciliophora; Spirotrichea; Sporadotrichida; Oxytrichidae
Source: the annotation of a GenBank genome assembly